CCAGCAACAAAUAUAUCCAUCCACAGGGUCCAACCAUUGUCAAGUUUUAGAGGUACGCAUUUGACCAAUACAGAAACCCGUUCAUACAGGUAAAUCAUAAAUUGAAAGCUCGCAAUCGACGGUCCAAAUUUACAUAUAUCUCUGUUCGUCAUCGCUUGAGUUGCAAUCAAGGUCAUGAGCUUCACGACAGAAGAUGGGAGUUGCUGUCUUAGGCUUGAGAGAGAAGGCAUUAUUCAACUCAAGUGCGAUAACACUAAAUUCCAUGCUCCCAACCAACCCUGAAAACACCCUUUCAACCAGAAACAGUUGCAUACAUUUGCCAUCAUUCAGCAAAACACAACUUAGAGACAUCGAUUCCCGGGUUCAGGGAGAGUUUGGUACCACGUAAACCAGUUCCAACAGAGAGAGGAGAAGGAUGAAGAGAUCGGACUUCGCCCACAAGUUAUUGGACGAUCUUCGGUUGAGGAAGGAACAACCCACACCCUCUAAGAACCCCAGCAACUCCAGCUCCAUUCCUGCAGAGGAACAUGGAUAUACCAACAGAGCAUACGAAAAUAAAAGUCCUCAAGGGUUGGAUAUGCAAAAAAACGGUUACAAUGGAGGAAGCGGAUCACUCGGGGGAGUCGAGUCUCCGAAUCGAUCUAUCGGAAGAGGCCAGAGCUCGGAGAGUAUCGAUCUGUGGAAGGCACUUGAAAAUUCAGGGAAGGCUACAAGAAUAGACUCAUCCCGAAUCAUGCAUCGAGUAGGACAGAGAUCGAAGCGCUGCGGAACGGCGAAAAGACGGAUGCCAAUCUCAACGAUCCAUGUCCAUGAAGAAAUAUCAGAGGGAGUUCAAGAAUUGAACCAGAUCAUGAAAGAGCGUAGCUGCGGGCUCGGGUUUGGCAAUGGAGGGGAAGGACUGAUGCAAGGUGCCAUCGAGUUGGAACGGUCUCUAACUGAUUACAUGACGAGAUCUCGGAGAAAGAAUCGGAUCAAGCUGCUCGACGAUGAUAUGCAACUGGAAAUUCCGUCUAGAAGUUACCGAAACAUAGAGGAUAUUGCAAGGGCUGAUAUCAAGAUGAGGCUAUCAGCUCUUGCCUACCCGAGAGACGAUGCCACUAAUCGAAGAAAGCAGUUAAAGGAAUGUUCAGACAGUAGAUCAGUUACUUGUGAUGAAGCUGAUCUCUCUGCACUUACAGUAGAGAAUAAUAACCAGUCAAGAUCAUCAAAACCCGGGACAGGUAGGAUUCCAAAUGUUAUUGCCAAGCUGAUGGGAUUAGGAGAAUUUCAAGAACAUGAAGAUGCAGCGUCUCGAAAGCGAAAAGAUUCCACCUUUAAGAUCGAGAUCGAAACCGAUGUAUCCAUCGAGUCUGUAAAGGUUGGCCCGAGAAGGAAAGACGCCGAUCUACCGACGAAAAACUCAAGAUGUAAGGUUGAAAAGACUCAAAGGGACUCGACUUCAAUGGAUACUGGCUCGGAUUUAGUAAUGCAUGAAACGAUAUGUCGGGAAAGAGACAGAACGGAAAGUCGGAAACAUAUUCGGGAAAAGGAAAGAGGAAAGGAUAGUGAAAAUAAACAAAGGGUUAGAAAACCACUUUUGAGAAGCCAAAAAGGAACGAAGCGGACGCUUCAUAACUCGGAGACACGAGAAGAAAGAGGGUACAAUGAGAAAGAGAAGUUUCAGCGGAGAAGACAGAAUUCAGACAAGGCUAAGGCUCAUAGGAAAAGUUUCUCAGAAGCCGAUGUUGCUUUAUUAGAUCGAGAAACCGAACUAAGCAUCAGAAGUAACAAUCCAUCAGGAAAGGAGAAAAAACCAGUUCUUACUGGCAAAAUCUUCCCUAAGAACAUCGAUCAAGAAGUGGCCACGCAGAAUGAAACGCCGGAAAACCAGAACUCUGAUUCCGAACAAGGAACAUGGCGGGAACUACUCGGAUGUUACAAAGACACUGAUCAGAUUAGAAGAAACCAGACUGAAGCAGCAGAAGCAAUGACCAUUAUUAAGUCAUCUGACAGAAAUGAUAAGAGAAAGUUCGAGGACGACUCACUUCUGCUUAUGCUUACAACCGGAGAGGACGGAAGCCAUAUCUUGAAAGAAGCUCCAGCUGACAACUUUCAGGAAACUAUGUUGAUGGGUCGGAGCGACAUAGAAGUUCCAACGUCGAUCUCUGAUGGAAAUGCAAACACAUUACCAAAGACAAUGACACCAAAGGGAACCAAAGGUGAGAUGGAGACGCUGUCUGAAAGUGACAUUCAACUUAAGAAGAUAAUCCUUAGAAGCCGAAAAUUCCUUAACACAGCAGAGGCACUUUUCAAACUCGACAUUCCUCUCAGAACCCUUCAAACCAGCGGGAACGAUUCCGAUGGAGGAGAUGAGAACAAUCUGAUCUUGGACUGUGGCUACGAGCUAUUGAAAUGGAAAGGGCGACUCCACGAGCUAAGCAUCAAUCCAUUUCUGAAGGGGCCAAUCAGUUUUUCUCAAGUGAAAUCUUUGGAUGAUCUUGUUAAGCAACUGAACAAAGAGCUCGAGAAGCUGGGAUCUUACGGCAAUCAACAUUUCACCGGGGAAAUCCUCGAAGAUAACUUGCCAGAGAUACUGGAAAGAGAUGUUCUUUGCAAGGAAUCGGAGGUAAAUUCAAUGUGGGAUAUGGGAUGGAUGCUCGGGUUCAUCGAAAGAGACGAUGUUAUAAGCGAGAUAGAGCAGUUCGUGUUCAAUGGGCUUGUGGAAGAAGUGACGAGAGAUCUUAUAUGCACUUGACCAAGGAUGAGAUUCGAAUUUCAGUUUUGGGAAGAUCUGUUCUUUCU
Messenger RNA from Tarenaya hassleriana, 2781 nucleotides. RefSeq lists its product as uncharacterized. NCBI's taxonomy places the organism in Eukaryota, Viridiplantae, Streptophyta, Magnoliopsida, Brassicales, Cleomaceae. The coding region runs from base 416 to 2734 and encodes 772 amino acids. The transcript has 7 exons. The record is from RefSeq and is a predicted model, not a curated record.